AUGAAUAUGAAACAAGCAGAAAGAAAUCUUGAUGAAACGAAUAAAAAAUUUGGUUCUUCUCGACAAUAUAUGUUUCGUCCUUUGCCUGUACAUUAUGAACAAAAACUAUUACCAAAUCCAUUAUGUCUUCCACAAGUGUGGACUUGUGGUCCAAAUUUUCCUCCAUGUUGUCCUGGUCUUAUGUGUUAUGAUGGUAAUGCAAAACGUGGUCGAUAUUGUGUUGCUAAAGGAUAA
Messenger RNA from Rotaria sp. Silwood2, 234 nucleotides. Lineage: Eukaryota; Metazoa; Rotifera; Eurotatoria; Philodinida; Philodinidae. The record is from the annotation of a GenBank genome assembly.